AUGGUUCGAUCCCUCAUUCAUCUUCCAGACGAGAUCCUGAAUUCUAUACUAUGCUACUCCUCCCCUCAAUCCUGUGCUGCUGUCGAGCAAACCCACGCGCGAUUUCGAAAUGUGACCAAUGAGCCUCUGCUAUGGCGUCGCUACUGUCAGUCGCAUUAUAACUACUGGGAUGAGCGACACGAGAUGCGCCAGAAGUUUACCAGACCUGUACAAUCAACCGACUGGAAGGCGAUCUUCGUAAACAAAUAUUUGGUUGAUCGUUCCGUCACUCGACUUCUUGACAGUAUUCUCGGAAGCCAGACAGGUCGCAUCGAGAAGUCCCGCUCGGUGGUUGAUUUAGGAUACGAUGCAAAGGAUACCCUCCUACGACAUAGCCGCGUGGAGUCUGGUGAGGAUGUAUUGGCCAGAAGAUACUAUGCGCGCGCUCUAUUGACUUGCCUUCAUCGGAGUAUUGCGGUGCCAGAGUGGGCCAAACUCAGGCGCGGCGAGUCUGUGCAACUUGAAAGAGCCCUCGGAUGCUUUGAUCUCUUUGUGCCGGGGAGUGGAGACGGUGAUUUGAACCAGAUUCAAGAAUCCCUCGGUAGAAUUUUGAGGCGAUUUGCUGCCUCUCGUCCCGACGUUGCUCUUCUUAGCCCUCGGGACAAAGCACUCGCUAUUGCAUCUUGGCUGGGGGCCAACGGUCUCACGGGAAUCGAACCAGGGCGGGAAUAUCAUUCCCUGGAGCAUAACUUCUUGGGCAUGGCCCUCAAUAACACAGGGCACAAUUCCUUGCCAUUGGUUUCCGCCGUGAUCUACUGCUUUGUUGCACGAGGCAAUGGCCUGAAUGCACAGCCAUGUGGAUUUCCAUUUCAUGUCCAUGUCAUAGUAACACCCCAGCCGGGCUUGGACAUGAGUGGCAACCCGUUGGCCGGGGGGACGCAAGGAGAGCCUAUGUACCUGGAUCCAUUUCGAGGAGCUAGAGAAACUCCGGUCUCGGCAUUACGCAGUCAAUUGGCUUUCUUGGGAAUGCCAACCCUGGAUCAAACCACGACAUUGAGCAAAUCUGAUACCUCAGCUGUUGUUUUGCGUUGUGGCAAGAACAUACUGAAUUCUGUGCGGAUUGAAUCGCAGCAGCCAGAGACACCAAUCGCCUUUGUGGAUGUUGUGGGUGCAAAGUACGCCGCGAUCUGGUCCAAGAUGCUGCUGUCCAAUGAAACAAGACCGAUGGACCUGCGUCGUGACUUGCCGCAGCUGAUGGAACUGUUUGCUACCGAGUUUCCCACAGACAUGUUCUUAAUGGAGCAGUACAUCGUGCCUUUAUUUCAGGGACUCCCAGAACACAAUCAUGUUUUGGAGAGCCUGCGUAUAAUGAAGGCUGUGGAUGAGAUCCCCAAAUCAAGGCGAAAGCGCAGUGGUGGUAAUACAAACAUACAAUAUUCGGUGGGUCAAGUAUUUCGUCAUCGUCGCUAUAACUACACGGCUAUCAUCACCGGAUGGGACUCGGAGUGUGGUGCGGGCGAGCAGUGGAUGAUGCGCAUGGGUAUUGACCGAUUAGAGGCUGGCAGACACCAAAGCUUUUAUCAUGUCCUUGUGGAGGAUCGAAGUGUCCGAUACGUGGCAGAGGAAAACAUUGAACCUGUACUGCUUGAUUUUGCCGACCUGCCGAGCAGCUUGACUUCGAUUGCAGGUAAACAUUUCAAGCGUUGGGAUGAACAUAACAUGAGGUUCAUAAGUAAUAUGAGAGACGAAUAUCCCGAUGAUUAG
This is a messenger RNA of Penicillium brevicompactum, 1743 nucleotides long. RefSeq lists its product as uncharacterized. Gene Ontology annotation, molecular function: DNA binding; protein binding. Lineage: Eukaryota; Fungi; Ascomycota; Eurotiomycetes; Eurotiales; Aspergillaceae. The record is from RefSeq and is a predicted model, not a curated record. The transcript is spliced from 4 exons. Bases 1 to 1743 code for a protein of 580 amino acids.